GUACAAGGACAAGCUGGAGAGGAAAAAGGCUCAACUAGCGGCUGCUGACUGCCCGAUUCUAGUUGCAGGUGAAACAUCUGCAGGAAAAAGCAGUCUCCUGAAUCUACUCCUAGGACAGGACCUGUUACCUUGUUCCCACCUGUCCUCCACAUCAGUCAUCUGCCGACUGAGGUACGGGGUGAGGAGACGUGCUGUUGCUGUGAGGCUGGACGGAGCGGAGGAAGAAGUCCCACUGGAUGAAGACUCAGAUCUUAACGUGCUGUCCGAGUACGUGCACAACAAGCAAAGAGACCAGCCACUACCGUAUAAGAGUGUUGAUAUCUAUCUUCCCAUUGACUAUCUGAAGAGUGGAGUUUUCCUAGUGGACAGUCCAGGCAUCGGAGAGAGCACAGCGAUGACGAGUAUUGCCAUGGACUACCUCAGUGAAGCCUUUGCGUUCAUGUAUGUCAUCAAUAGUGCGAGCGCAGGAGGGGUGCAGGAGGACAGGCUCCAGGCCUUGCUGCAGACAGUUAACUCCAGGAAGGGUGAAGAUGACCGCCCUUUGUUCUCACCGCGGUCGGCCAUCUUUGUCUGCAACAAGUGGGACCUCAUUCCUCCGGGCGAGCGAGAAGCUGUGAAACAGGAUACAAUAAGGAAACUGAAGACCUGCUGGCCAGGGUUCACAACAGACCAGCUGUUCUUCAUGUCCUCCAAGUUAGCGGCAGACAUCAGGGCAGAGGGCUAUAUGACCUCGGAUUUUGCCAGACUCUUGGACGGAAUCGAAAAGCUGCUACCCAUCAGCCUCAGGUCUAAGCUGCAACACCAGUUCAGGUGGCUGGACUACCUAGUAGCCAGAGUUGUGUACCACUCUGGUGUCUAUGUGCAGCAGGCCAAGUCGUCCAGGGCAUCCAACACUAAGCUGUACAGGGAGACUGAAGACAGACUGAACACGUUAGACAAACAGGCCGGCCACAUCGUCAGCAAGCUACGGGUGUUCCUGCAGGACAGGAUAGAGGAAGGUGUAGGCCAUCUUCAGUCUGUUCUGCAGUCUUCCCGCGUGCAACGCCUGAUGUCACGAUGGGAUGCGGCUGACUUACCGGACACCCAGGACUGGGCUGACCUGGAGAAGGCGCUGGAAACCAGGAUCGGUGAGCGGCUGGCAGCCAUCUUGUCCCAAGAGCACUUCGACUCCUACUUGAUUGACCUCGAGGCAACGAUCACAUCUGAGUUCCGCAGGGAGUGUGGUGUAAUUGAGCAGCAGCUGUCGUGGGUAGAGCAUGCCCUUCAGGGGUCGCGCCAGGAUGACCUGUUCGACCUUCUCCAUGACGAGGAGUACACCAUCAAAGCCCACUCCAUGUUUCAGUUGUCUACAGGUCAAAAGUUUGCCAUCGGUUUGACGUCACCAAUAUGGCUUCCCAUCGGUAUUGCCGUCAGUGCUGUAGUCGCUAUCCCGGUGUUGGCCUUCCUGGACAUCAAGGCCGUCCGGAAGAAACUGGCCUCCGAGAAGCAUCUCACAGUCUACCGUGCAGACAAGGUUCAGUACAUGCAGCAGCGUGUAGCAACUGCGAUGCAAAGAUUUUCAGAGAAGGAAAACAUGUGCCAAUACGUCCGGGCAAAACUGAGCAAUGCCGAAGAAUUCCUCGCCAAGCUGGAGAAGACCAUUCCCACACUGAUCGAAGCUGACCGCUCACUUGUUUCGAGUCUUCAAAAGGAGGAGCGAAGUAACGAACAGCUGCUGAGGACUUAUCAACCCGUGUAUAAGACAUUUAGGAACCUACAAGGGCUCCUAAGUGCAUUUGAGUACCAACAGGUGCGCGAUUACGACAUCUCCGAGUCCAACAUUACAAGAUCUGGGACGGAAGUAUUUGAUGGAUUAUUCAGCAGAAUGUACAGUGUGAACAUCCAGAGGGAAUCCACCACACAAAGAUUGACCUGCAAAGACUAUAAGGCUCGUCUGGACGCUGACAGUGCUGCCACAAUCAAGAAAGAAGAGGAGUUAAUCCGACGGAUAGAUCACAAGAAUGUCGCAGCAUUUCAAGGUGUUGGCGAGAGUUUUAGACAGGGUUUGAGGCGCCCAGUGCUACUACUUGAGGAGCUGAAGGGUUCCUUGAGAACAGAGUUGCAACAUCCAUUCCGUAUUCCGGCCCUCAUGAAGAGCCUGUAUGCUAUCCCAGAAGCCAAGGUCAAGGUCAUCCAGAUACUGGAGGGUCUGCUCUAUUUGCACUGCAGGGGCUUAGUCCACGCUGAGCUGUCAUUGGAUAAUGUAAUGGUAUCCAUGGAGGGUGAAGUUAAACUCACCAACAUUGGCCUACCUCGCCACGUGACUGCAUCAGAUGGCACAGAAGAUGCAGUUGCGCCCUCUACCGUGUACCUGCACCCGGAUGUUGUACAGAAGGGUGUUCGGUACGAGUCCUACUGUGACAUGUAUGGGCUGGGCAUUCUGAUGUGGGAGAUAUGGUAUGGGAAAAGAGUGUACGACAAUGAAGAUCCGGCCCAUCUCCUGCCCACCCUGGGAACGAGACGUCCCGGUGACGGGGUAGGAGAACGUCCCAACAGCCAUUGGAGGGACAUCAUGGAGGCGUGCUGGGCUGUCCUCCCCGCGGGCAGAAUGGACGCGUCCCAAUGUCUGCGUCAAAUGAGGGCGAGCUCGCAAUGCCAUAGUCCAUGACGGAGAUGUCCUUAAGGAAAAAAAAUGAAACUAUAUACUUUAUCCUAAAUUCUGUAUCUUCUUUGUUACCGCUAGUAUUUAAUAUUUAUGAUCUUCUAUAAUUAAUAUCUGUUGAGGUAAAUGAAGGAGUCAUCGUAUUAGGCUAUUUUACCUCCUCUUGCACGUUAGAAAUAUUUCAUUGUACGUGUGUGAAUAGAUAAAAACAAAGAUGAAAAACGCCCUGGCUGAUAGGUGCUGGGAUAUACAUGAAUCUUAGACUUCUGGUACAGUAAAUUUCUAUUCCUUCCUCUUCGAAACUUCUUUCCUAUCUGGAUAUAUAAAUAACCCGUUAACUAUAAUAAGUAUCUAGCACAUCUCAUAUGCAUGAUGAUAGGUUUAUGAGUCUGUAUUCCCGUUUGAAAGCCAGGCCUGAAAGUACCCAUUAGUCCAUCAUGUUUUUUACUGAUAACUGUGUAACGUUAAACUGUUGAAGGACCAAUUUUCUCGUUAAUUUCAGAGGUGCUUGUUUGAGACAAAACCCUCCUUAAUACUAGCCCAGGGGCACCCGUAUCUUUAAAAACAGUCCUGUCAUUACAGACAAAAUAGAGGACAGAGCAAAGUGGAUUUGCUUCCAAGAUACCAUCAACGACGUAUUUCCCGAUUGUUAAGCUCACAGAAUGUAACAAAAUAGCGUGAUCUUAGAAGACCACAUUCCGCGUGAUGUCUCUACCCCUACAGGUUUAUCUGAGUAAACCUAUCCUAAUCCAUGUGCAUAUCAAGAGACAAACAAGACCUUUAUGGACAAGACAAAAAGUGUGAGCAGGAAUCGGUGCACGACGAGGCAUUACAUUUCAUUAACUAUAGAAUGAACGUGUUAUAUAUAGUAGAGUAUAGAUUCAUUCCUCAAGCUACCGACAUUUUGCACACUGCAGUCGUCCCUCAGUCGUAUUAGGGCGGUAUGCACUGGAUAGAUACCAGGGCAUUAUGCACUGGAAAGGUAUAUAAGUGCGAGCUUCACGAACUUGUGUCAUUAUUCAUUAAGCCUCUAGCCACUGAAGAAGUUGUACGCGACGAAACCGGUUUGGACGACAGGCUGAAUAAAGGUUCAGAAACUUGAACUAUGCGACUCCUGAUGUCUUACUG
Branchiostoma floridae (Florida lancelet) is the source of this 3769-nucleotide messenger RNA. RefSeq lists its product as uncharacterized. Lineage: Eukaryota; Metazoa; Chordata; Leptocardii; Amphioxiformes; Branchiostomatidae. Gene Ontology annotation, molecular function: protein kinase activity; ATP binding. Gene Ontology annotation, biological process: protein phosphorylation. Bases 395 to 2647 code for a protein of 750 amino acids. The record is from RefSeq and is a predicted model, not a curated record. The transcript has 13 exons.